CUUCCGCCCCGAGCUGUUGGUUCGCCAAAGCGCAACCCAGCUCUUGGGAUUGGUCGACCGACUGCCAGUCUUGCCCAAGGUCCGCCUUUUGCCUUCUUCUACUUGGGGUGAAAUCUCCCAUUUCCUCCCUCAGCCAAACAGCAAAGAGAGCAAGAUGACUCAGCAGCUUAGUCUCUGAAACAGUGGCAGAUGUCCAGGUAAAGAUAGACCAUGGCCCUGAGAGCAUGUGGCUUGAUCAUCUUCCGAAGACGCCUCAUCCCCAAGGUGGACAACACUGCCAUUGAGUUUCUCCUGCUACAGGCAUCAGAUGGCAUUCAUCACUGGACUCCUCCCAAAGGCCAUGUGGAACCAGGAGAAAGUGACUUGGAAACAGCCCUUCGGGAGACCCAGGAGGAAGCAGGCAUAGAAGCAGGCCAGCUGACCAUCAUUGAGGGCUUCAGAAGGGAGCUCAAUUACGUGGCCAGAGAGAAGCCUAAAAUCGUCAUCUACUGGCUGGCGGAGGUAAAGGACUGCGAUGUGGAGGUCCGCCUCUCCCACGAGCACCAGGCCUACCGCUGGCUGGAGCUGGAGGAUGCCUGCCAGUUGGCCCAGUUUGAGGAGAUGAAGGCGGCACUCCAAGAAGGACACCAGUUUCUCUGCUCCACAGCGACCUGAACUGACCAGAGUUGGGCCUUUUGCCUCAGUAGGAUCCUUCAGGGCCUUCUGAGAUGAACUGCCUUCACUUCAUUUCACUUCCUUGGUCUUUGGCUCAUUAUAGCAGAGAGCAGAGAGGCUAGUAAAAUCAGCUGAGGACUCUCAGAGUAGAGCAAGCAAGAAUCUCUGCUAGGUGGGAAAGGAGGAGUUAAAAAAAAAAAAGCCCAGGUCCAGUGAGUGCCUCCUUAUACUUUAUGAAUAAACUUCAAGCAGCUUCUCUCUCCCUCUAA
Capra hircus (goat) is the source of this 923-nucleotide messenger RNA. It is a transcript of the gene NUDT2, whose product is annotated as nudix hydrolase 2. NCBI's taxonomy places the organism in Eukaryota, Metazoa, Chordata, Mammalia, Artiodactyla, Bovidae. The record is from RefSeq and is a predicted model, not a curated record. The coding region runs from base 211 to 654 and encodes 147 amino acids. Gene Ontology annotation, molecular function: bis(5'-nucleosyl)-tetraphosphatase (asymmetrical) activity. The transcript is spliced from 4 exons. Gene Ontology annotation, biological process: ATP biosynthetic process; AMP biosynthetic process.